GCCAAAUUUGCCGACUUCGCUGAAGCGGUGGAUGUGUGGUUUGUGAAUUUCUAUUCCUUAUUUUCCACACUGCUUCGGGCAGUAAAAAAGCUGCCUAAUACUUGGGUUUAAUCCAUGUUGCGCUAAUUAAACCGAUUUACUUUCUAUUUCUUCGAUUUUUAUAUCGUCAUACGUUAAGUCCAGCCACCAUGGCUCACUGUAUGAGAGUUUUGCAUGGCCAGGGUAGCAGGACAAGAACAGUUCUGUUGGAAAUUCAGCAAAGAUGCUUCAGCGUAUCACCCCUGACCGCAGCAGCGGCCCAGGUUGCUAUGUCCAAAUUCGACAAGGCUCCACUACCUUACGAAAAAUUAACAAAGAAUUUGGAGGUUGUCAAAAAGAGGUUAGGUCGUGACAUGACCUUAUCUGAAAAGGUGCUUUACUCACAUCUGGAUGACCCUAAAGAACAAGAAAUUGAGCGUGGAACCAGUUACCUCCGCCUGCGCCCUGAUAGGGUGGCUAUGCAAGAUGCCACCGCACAAAUGGCUAUGCUCCAGUUCAUCUCCUCCGGGUUACCUCGUGUGGCUGUGCCCUCCACCAUCCAUUGCGACCACUUGAUUGAAGCUCAAAUUGGUGGAGAUAAGGACUUGGCCAGGGCAAAGGAUAUAAACAAAGAAGUAUACAAGUUUCUUGAGACCGCUGGUGCUAAAUAUGGUGUCGGUUUCUGGAAGCCUGGGUCUGGUAUCAUCCAUCAGAUCAUCCUGGAAAACUAUGCUUUCCCUGGUCUGCUCAUGAUUGGUACUGAUUCCCACACACCCAAUGGUGGUGGUCUCGGUGGCCUGUGUAUUGGUGUCGGUGGUGCUGAUGCUGUCGAUGUCAUGGCAAGCAUUCCAUGGGAGCUGAAGUGUCCCAAAGUUAUUGGCGUUAAGCUGACUGGUAAACUAAAGGGCUGGACCAGCCCCAAGGAUGUGAUCCUCAAGGUGGCCGGCAUCCUCACCGUGAAGGGUGGUACCGGCGCCAUCGUGGAGUACCACGGACCCGGUGUCGACUCCAUCUCUUGCACCGGCAUGGCCACAAUCUGCAACAUGGGUGCUGAAAUCGGAGCCACCACCAGUGUGUUUCCCUACAACGCACGCAUGGAAGCUUACCUGAAGUCGACCGGCCGCCACGAUAUCGCUGCAAAUGCCAACUCCUACAAGCACCUGCUCACACCUGACCCGAAGGCUCCUUACGACCAGCUGGUCGAAAUCGACCUGUCGACACUGGAGCCCCACGUCAACGGACCAUUCACUCCGGAUCUAGCGAACCCCAUUUCUAAACUUGGGGCAGUGGCCAAGAAGAACGACUGGCCCAUUGACAUCAAAGUUGGUCUCAUCGGAUCUUGCACCAAUUCUUCUUACGAGGACAUGGGUCGCUGUGCUAGCAUCGUCAAAGAGGCGCUGAAACAUGGCGUGAAGUCCAAAAUUCCCUUCAACGUGACCCCUGGAUCGGAACAAGUGCGCGCCACUAUCGAGCGUGACGGAAUCGCUCAGACCCUCAGGGAAUUCGGCGGAACCGUAUUGGCCAACGCAUGCGGCCCCUGCAUCGGCCAAUGGGACCGCAAGGACGUGAAGAAGGGAGAAAAGAACACGAUAGUGACGUCAUACAAUCGCAACUUCACCGGUCGCAACGACGCCAACCCCGCCACUCAUUGCUUCGUCACCAGUCCGGAACUGGUCACUGCACUGUCCUUAGCUGGUCGUCUGGACUUCAACCCGCUGACCGACGAAUUGACCGGCACCGAUGGCAAGAAGUUCAAGCUGUCGGAUCCAUUUGGAGAUGAAUUACCCGCUAAAGGAUUCGACCCCGGCCAGGAUACUUACGAGCAUCCUCCCGCUGAUGGUUCCAAAGUCCAAGUGGACGUAUCACCCUCGUCUGACCGCCUUCAACUCCUUUCGCCCUUCGACAAAUGGGACGGCAAGGACCUCACCGAAAUGACGAUCCUGAUCAAAGUCAAGGGCAAAUGCACCACCGACCACAUUUCCGCCGCCGGACCGUGGCUGAAGUACCGUGGACACUUGGACAAUAUCUCCAACAACAUGUUUAUUACAGCGACGAACGCCGAAAACAACGAAUUGAACAAAGUCCGCAACCAAUUGACCGGUGAGUUCGGUCCCGUGCCCGCCACCGCUCGCGCUUACAAGGCGGCCGGCACUCGCUGGUGCGUCAUCGGCGACGAGAACUACGGCGAAGGCUCUUCGAGGGAGCACGCAGCCCUGGAGCCCCGUCACUUGGGCGGCCGAGCUAUUAUCGUCAAGUCUUUCGCCCGAAUUCACGAGACCAAUCUGAAGAAGCAAGGCAUGUUGCCGCUCACAUUCGCUAACGCCUCCGACUACGACAAGAUCAGGCCCGACGACAAAAUCUCGCUACUCGGCCUCAAGGACCUCGCCCCCGGCAAGCCUGUCGACUGCGAGAUCAAGCACAAAGAUGGCAGCACAGAGCGAAUCAAGUUGAACCACUCCUUGAACUCACAGCAAAUCUCUUGGUUCAAGGCUGGUUCUGCCCUCAACAGAAUGAAGGAAAUCGCCGCCGGCAAAUGAGCGAACACACUUCGAAAAUCCAAGCGAAACUUGCACUGAUAUCUAGUAAAAUAAUACUUGAACUGAGCCAUUAUAGAACAUAAGUAACUGC
Molecule: messenger RNA, 2646 nt
Organism: Chilo suppressalis (striped riceborer)
Lineage: Eukaryota; Metazoa; Arthropoda; Insecta; Lepidoptera; Crambidae
Source: the annotation of a GenBank genome assembly